Zingiber officinale is the source of this 456-nucleotide messenger RNA. RefSeq lists its product as uncharacterized. The record is from RefSeq and is a predicted model, not a curated record. Bases 1 to 456 code for a protein of 151 amino acids. The transcript has a single exon. Lineage: Eukaryota; Viridiplantae; Streptophyta; Magnoliopsida; Zingiberales; Zingiberaceae.
AUGCUAUGGGCUAUAUGCACGACUCCAAAGGAGGGAGCGGGCGUUACUCCGUUUCACUUGGUAUAUGGAGGAGAGGCGGUCGUCCCAGUCAAAGUCGGUGUAGAGUCCGAGCGGAUAUUGGACUACGACAAGGACAACGCCAAACGGAGACAGCUAGAGCUGGAUUUGAUUAACGAGGAGCGAGCCAAAGCAGUCGCCCGACUAAUGGAAUACCGACAAAGGAUGAGGCGGAAUUAUAACAAGCGAGUAAUCCCCAGAGUGUUUCAGGUCGAUGACCUAGUAUGGAAGAAGGUAAAGUCGGUCGGCGAUGUGAGUAAGCUAGAGGCCCCAUGGGCCGACCCCUUUAAGGUCAUUGAAAAGCUUAGAUCGGGUGCCUACUAUCUCGAAGAUCAAGACGGGCGACGGCUGGAACGACCAUGGAGUGCGAACCAUCUUCAGCGGUACCAAGCUGGGUGA